Messenger RNA from Rhizopus microsporus ATCC 52813, 1065 nucleotides. Its product is annotated as histone deacetylase superfamily. The transcript has 4 exons. Gene Ontology annotation, biological process: chromatin organization. NCBI's taxonomy places the organism in Eukaryota, Fungi, Mucoromycota, Mucoromycetes, Mucorales, Rhizopodaceae. Gene Ontology annotation, cellular component: histone deacetylase complex. The annotation marks the transcript as partial. The record is from RefSeq and is a predicted model, not a curated record. Gene Ontology annotation, molecular function: histone deacetylase activity.
CUGAAAACUGGAUUUGUAUAUGACACUGUCAUGUCCUAUCAUGCGACACCAGAUCCAAUCGAAAUACAUCCAGAAGACCCUAGAAGGAUCUUCAAGAUUUAUUCAAUUAUGGAAAAACAUGGUCUAUUAGCAGAAUGUAAACGAAUUAAAAGUAGAAAGGCGACCAAGGAAGAGAUUAUUGCGAUCCAUAGCAUUACACAUUAUAGAAAGAUGAGAGCGACAACAAGUAAAUCACAGUAUAUUGACCUCGAACACGUUUAUGAUUCUGUAUAUCUUAAUAGCAGCUCCUUUGAGUCUGCUUUAUAUGCAGCUGGGAGCUUAAUUGAACUACUGGAAGCCCUUGUGAAAGAUGAAAUUCGAAAUGCAUUCGCCAUCAUACGUCCUCCAGGGCACCACGCUGAACAUGACGCUCCCAUGGGCUUUUGUCUUUUUAACAAUGUAGCUGUUGCUAUCCAUCACUGUAUGAAAAAAUUGGAUGUCAAGAAGACGGUCAUUGUGGAUUGGGAUGUGCACUUUGGCAAUGGAACUCAAAACAUAUUUUCAAAAGAUCCUAAUGUGCUGUAUAUAUCCCUGCAUAGAUACGAAGAUAAAACCUUUUAUCCAUCCAGCAGAAAAGGUGCGGCGGACUAUACUGGGCAUGGCAAGGGCAAGGGCACAACUGUAAACAUCCCAUGGCCCUGUAGUGGUAUGACGGAUGCAGAUUAUCUUUAUGCUUUUCGGGAAAUCGUUAUACCUAUUUCUAUGGAAUUUAAUCCUGAUUUACUAGUUGUUUCUGCUGGCUUUGAUGCAGCCAUAGAUGACCCUAUUGGGCAAUGUAAGGUGACUCCGGUUGGAUAUGCACAUAUGGUACACAUGUUAAAAUCUGUUAAUAAUGGCAAAAUGGCGAUUGCUCUUGAAGGCGGAUACAACCUUAAUUCUACAGCUAUGUCUGCUUUGGCAUGUAUGAAUGUCUUACUGGGUGAUGCCCCUCCACCUAUCACGAGCAACCUUACUCCCAAGAAAGAAUGCAUAGAGACGAUUGAGCAAGUCAGAGAAAUACAAAAGGAAUUUUGGACAUGCUUGUAG